AUGCUGAGGACUGACGCCCCGGAGUUGAGGCUGCGGCGGGACCUGCAGCUCCAGCUGAGCCCUUUGGACGCCUGCUGCCUUUGCGGGGGUUCGCAGCUCCGGGCACGCGCUGUGAGCAUCACGGCCUUGGCCCAGGACCUGGUGCGUGCGCUGCAGGCCAUCUAUAACUCAAAGGCCAAAGCCGCGGUGCAGGACAAGGUGAAGCUCGUGGACUCCAUCCUGGCGGCCGGCUCCGACGCCCUGGAGGUCCAGUUCCUGAAGCUCUCCAACGAGGGCCUGAUCCGCGCGCGCGCCUCCAUCCCGGACACCGCGCAGCUCUCCUACGACGCGGGCGAGGCGCAGAGGAUCGCGGCGGUGGCCGGGCAGCUGUUCGCGGAGGAGGACGUGGAUUCGGCGGUGGCAGAAGAGACGAAGCCAGAGGUGAAAGUUCAACUCCAGGAGGUGCGGGUUGUCGCGCGCGGCGGGCAGGAAAAUGCGAGCUGGCAGGAGAAGCUGAAGGAACUUUACAUCCAGGCGCUACCGGCGCUGAAUUGCGCCUUUCGAAUCUACAUCUUGUGCAUGAUGAUUGCCUGUGCCGCAGCAAUCUGCUGGUGGUUUGGGCUCUGGAGAGCAUCGCUCGUAUACAUGAUGCUUAAGAAGAACCGGCAAUUCUGCGGGGACCCGCAAGAAAUGGAGUCGGCGGAAUUUGUGAUGAAGAAUCGGUAUAAUAUGAAGGAGGUGAUGGGUUUCUUUUUGCCUUCAGACAGGCUCAACGAGUUUGCAGCAGCGCUGCAGGGGCGACCCGCAACCUUGGCGCAGGCCUUGGUCUGA
Molecule: messenger RNA, 810 nt
Organism: Effrenium voratum
Lineage: Eukaryota; Dinophyceae; Suessiales; Symbiodiniaceae
Source: the annotation of a GenBank genome assembly